Messenger RNA from Sapajus apella (tufted capuchin), 3423 nucleotides. It is a transcript of the gene PSMD2, whose product is annotated as proteasome 26S subunit, non-ATPase 2. Gene Ontology annotation, cellular component: proteasome regulatory particle, base subcomplex; proteasome storage granule; nucleus. Gene Ontology annotation, biological process: regulation of protein catabolic process; proteasome-mediated ubiquitin-dependent protein catabolic process. NCBI's taxonomy places the organism in Eukaryota, Metazoa, Chordata, Mammalia, Primates, Cebidae. The transcript has 21 exons. Gene Ontology annotation, molecular function: enzyme regulator activity. The record is from RefSeq and is a predicted model, not a curated record. Bases 536 to 3262 code for a protein of 908 amino acids.
AUGAAGUUAAUAUUCCACAGCGGUGUGGGCUAGACAGUUAACGCGGAGUUUAAACAGGCGGCCAUCAAGCGUCCCGGAUUUCAAGACCUCUCGUUUGUCUGUCGCGCCACGCAGCCAACUGGAGUGUCACCGUGGGUUCUAUUUACACCGUUAUGAAAAAAACCUACGGCCGAGAAAAACUCGGUGUCCGGGAUCGCAGACCGCCCACCCACAGCAGCCAGCGUACCCAAACGCCACACGGCGAAGUCCCGCGGCUUUCAGGAAACUCCGGGGAGGAGGGGGCCGGGUGGCGCCUACGGCGCGGGGGACGCUGGGAGUGUUAGUCUUCGCCGGCCUCCGGGGGCGGGGUCCGAGGGCGGGGCUCUCAGGCCGCGAAUGUGGGUCGGGCGCCGCGCGCCGGGGCUUGCCCCGGCGUUUCCGGUCGCAGGCGGGCUCUGGAGGAGGCGGGGCGCCGUGGCGGACGCGCGCGAGGCCGUCUGGGAAAAAGGGAGGUGUGAACGGGUGCGCGCGCAGCCAGCGGGCAGUAGCGGCGGAGAUGGAGGAAGGAGGUCGGGACAAGGCGCCGGUGCAGCCCCAGCAGUCCCCGGCGGCGGCCCCCGGCGGCGCGGACGAGAAGCCGAGCGGCAAGGAGCGGCGGGAUGCCGGGGACAAGGACAAAGAGCAGGAGCUGUCCGAGGAGGAUAAACAGCUUCAAGAUGAACUGGAGAUGCUCGUGGAACGACUGGGGGAGAAGGACACAUCCCUGUAUCGACCAGCGCUGGAGGAAUUGCGAAGGCAGAUUCGUUCUUCUACGACUUCCAUGACUUCAGUGCCCAAGCCUCUCAAAUUUCUGCGUCCACACUAUGGCAAACUAAAGGAAAUCUAUGAGAACAUGGCCCCUGGGGAGAAUAAGCGUUUUGCUGCUGACAUCAUCUCUGUUUUGGCCAUGACCAUGAGUGGGGAACGCGAGUGCCUCAAGUAUCGGCUAGUGGGCUCCCAGGAGGAAUUGGCAUCAUGGGGUCAUGAGUAUGUCAGGCAUCUGGCAGGAGAAGUGGCUAAGGAGUGGCAGGAGCUGGAUGACGCGGAGAAGGUACAGCGGGAGCCACUGCUCACUCUGGUGAAGGAAAUCGUCCCCUAUAACAUGGCCCACAAUGCAGAGCAUGAGGCCUGCGACCUGCUUAUGGAAAUUGAGCAGGUAGACAUGCUGGAGAAGGACAUUGAUGAGAAUGCAUAUGCAAAGGUCUGCCUUUAUCUCACCAGUUGUGUGAAUUACGUGCCUGAGCCUGAGAACUCAGCACUACUGCGUUGUGCCCUGGGUGUGUUCCGAAAGUUUAGCCGCUUCCCUGAAGCUCUGAGAUUGGCACUGAUGCUCAAUGACAUGGAGUUGGUAGAAGACAUCUUCACCUCCUGCAAGGACGUGGUAGUACAGAAACAGAUGGCAUUCAUGCUAGGCCGGCAUGGGGUGUUCCUGGAGCUGAGUGAAGAUGUAGAGGAAUAUGAGGACCUGACAGAGAUCAUGUCCAAUGUACAGCUUAACAGCAACUUCUUGGCCUUAGCUCGGGAGCUGGACAUCAUGGAGCCCAAGGUGCCCGAUGACAUCUACAAAACUCACCUAGAGAACAGCAGGUUUGGGGGCAGUGGCUCUCAGGUGGACUCUGCCCGCAUGAACCUGGCCUCCUCUUUUGUGAAUGGCUUUGUGAAUGCAGCUUUUGGCCAAGACAAGCUGCUAACAGAUGAUGGCAACAAAUGGCUUUACAAGAACAAGGACCACGGAAUGUUGAGUGCAGCUGCAUCCCUUGGCAUGAUUCUGCUGUGGGAUGUGGAUGGUGGCCUCACCCAGAUUGACAAGUACCUGUACUCCUCUGAGGACUAUAUCAAGUCAGGAGCUCUUCUUGCCUGUGGCAUAGUGAACUCUGGGGUCCGGAAUGAGUGUGACCCUGCUCUGGCACUGCUCUCAGACUAUGUUCUCCACAACAGCAACACCAUGAGACUUGGUUCCAUCUUUGGGCUAGGCUUGGCCUAUGCUGGUUCAAAUCGUGAAGAUGUCCUAACACUGCUGCUGCCUGUGAUGGGAGAUUCAAAGUCUAGCAUGGAGGUGGCAGGUGUGACAGCUCUAGCCUGUGGAAUGAUAGCAGUGGGGUCCUGCAAUGGAGAUGUAACUUCUACCAUCCUUCAGACCAUCAUGGAGAAGUCAGAGACUGAGCUCAAGGACACUUAUGCUCGUUGGCUUCCUCUUGGACUGGGUCUCAACCACCUGGGGAAGGGUGAGGCCAUCGAGGCAAUCCUAGCUGCACUGGAGGUUGUGUCAGAGCCGUUCCGCAGUUUUGCCAACACACUGGUGGAUGUGUGUGCAUAUGCAGGCUCUGGGAAUGUGCUGAAGGUGCAGCAGCUGCUCCACAUUUGUAGCGAACACUUUGACUCCAAAGAGAAGGAGGAGGACAAAGACAAGAAGGAAAAGAAGGACAAGGACAAAAAGGAAGCCCCUGCCGACAUGGGAGCACAUCAGGGAGUGGCUGUUCUGGGGAUUGCCCUUAUUGCUAUGGGGGAGGAGAUUGGUGCAGAGAUGGCACUACGAACCUUUGGCCAUUUGCUGAGAUAUGGGGAGCCUACACUCCGGAGGGCUGUACCUCUAGCACUGGCCCUCAUCUCCGUUUCAAACCCACGACUCAACAUCCUGGAUACCCUAAGCAAAUUCUCUCAUGAUGCUGAUCCAGAAGUUUCUUAUAACUCCAUUUUUGCCAUGGGCAUGGUGGGCAGUGGUACCAACAAUGCCCGUCUGGCUGCGAUGCUGCGCCAGUUAGCUCAAUAUCAUGCCAAGGACCCCAACAACCUCUUCAUGGUGCGCUUAGCACAGGGCCUGACACAUUUAGGGAAGGGCACACUUACCCUCUGCCCCUACCACAGUGACCGGCAGCUUAUGAGUCAAGUGGCUGUGGCUGGGCUGCUCACUGUGCUCGUCUCUUUCCUGGAUGUUCGAAACAUUAUUCUAGGCAAAUCACACUAUGUAUUGUAUGGGCUGGUGGCUGCCAUGCAGCCCCGAAUGCUGGUUACAUUCGAUGAGGAGCUGCGGCCAUUGCCUGUGUCUGUCCGUGUGGGCCAGGCAGUGGAUGUGGUGGGGCAGGCUGGGAAGCCCAAGACCAUCACAGGGUUCCAGACACAUACAACCCCAGUGUUGCUGGCCCACGGGGAACGGGCAGAAUUGGCCACCGAGGAGUUUCUUCCUGUUACCCCCAUUCUGGAAGGUUUUGUUAUCCUUCGGAAGAACCCCAAUUAUGAUCUCUAAGUGACCACCAGGGGCUCUGAACUGCAGCUGAUGUAUCAGCGGGCCAUGCAUCGUGUUGUCGAGGGUAGACACAGCUGCAGACUUCUGGGGGAAUUGUUGCCUCCUGCUCUUUUGUUACUGAGUGAGAUAAUGUUGUUCAAUAAAGACCUUUAUCCCCUAGG